Messenger RNA from Musa acuminata AAA Group (dessert banana), 2164 nucleotides. Its product is annotated as protein LNK1-like. The coding region runs from base 310 to 1776 and encodes 488 amino acids. Gene Ontology annotation, biological process: circadian rhythm; regulation of DNA-templated transcription. The record is from RefSeq and is a predicted model, not a curated record. The transcript has 9 exons. Lineage: Eukaryota; Viridiplantae; Streptophyta; Magnoliopsida; Zingiberales; Musaceae.
CGACGACGACUUCGAUUAGGGAACGAAUCGAGGAGGUUCAUUUGCCCGGUCCGGAAACUUUGGGAUCGGAUCCAACGAACUCGUACAGUUUUUUUCGGGCACAGAGUCAUGAAGCGACGUUUGGACUGGAGCAUCUAUGAGGUUCGGCCAAUCAGCUUUAUAUUCAGUAUGAUGACCAACUAAGCCUGAUUCUGAAACCACUAUUUCAGGGGCUUGGUCAUAUCUUUGUGGGAUCCGUCAGGAUGGUUUCUCUAGAUUCAGACAAGUUCAAGUUAUUCCCAAAAAGAGAUCCUCUAUCUUAAUUGGUCAAUGAGGCUGAUUUGGACCAAUCCUGUUCCUAAUCCAAAAUUUCCUGUGGCCUAUCUUGGAGAAAAUGUUUGGGAUGACUUUGCUAAGGGUGACGAUCAUGUAGUGUCUGCUGAAAAUCGUGAAGUUCCAGAUCUAUCAGCGAUUCUGUUUGAUAACAACAAGAAGUCACGACACGAGCCAGAUUUUGAAAAGAGCAACUACGCUGCUGAUAAUCUAAUCCCCGGUGGGCACGAUCACAACUCUGUCUUGAAAGAUCUCACUUUCCAUGAGUGGCCUGAUAUUGACAAUUUUGAGGAUGUUGAGAGAAUGUUCAGAAAUUGUGAUUCUACAUUUGGACAAAGUCAUGUAAGUUGUGUUGGUGGGAUAUCGUGGUUGGCAUCUUCAUCUAAUACUGUUGAUGGUUCUGGAGCUUCUAACCUAGCAGCCUUAUCGUCAUCAUGUCCAGAGCUGGGUUUGCCGAAUGAUACAUUGGAAGAGAGUUAUGCAAAGACCAUGUGUUUUCCUAAAUUUGAUCCAUCAGCUACUGAUGCUACAUCAGCUAGUGUUGAUUGUCACUCUAACAGUGGUUGCCUGGGGAAUGAUGCAGAAGUUGAGGGCAUAUCCAUGUCCAAAGAACAGAUUAAAAGUCAAUACUCAUCGGAGGAUGAUGCAAUGCAAAGAUGCUUAAAUCAGAUGGUUCCAACCUCAGCUGUUACCACUCAUACAGAUUCUUUUCAGUACUUUCCAGAGCGAAACCGUUUCUUUGGAUGCCCUUCUAGUAGUUACUUGAACAAUUUCAAUUCUCAUGCCCAAGUGGAUUACAGCUUUCCUGCAGAUCGGAUCCCACAAACACAAUCAACAUCAUCAAGUGUCAAUUUUGAGAAUGAGACUCAUCAUAUGACAUCAUUUGAGCAUUUCCCAUAUCAAUCAUCAACGCCUCCAGCAAUGCCACUAGAUCUCAGGAUGGAAAAGCUACCAGAAAAGCAGUCAUAUACUCCAGUACUUAUGGAACACUGCCAUCACGAUGCAGUCAGAAAUAAAUCUUCAGUUCUGAAGAAUAAAUCUCUACAUGCUACAGCAAGUGAGAGUUCACAAGAACUUGAUAGUGUUCCAAUAGCUGGGAGAAAAUCUACAAUAGGACAACAAAACUCUUUAGUGAGAUCUGUUUCUUCGGAUGACAUCUCAGCAGAAGCAAUGAGUUUCCAGCAGCUUUGGCAUGUUAUGGAUCAGUUGGAUGAUGGAACUAAGUGCUGCAUCAGAGAUAGUCUAUACCGUUUAGCAAGGAGUACCAUACCAAGAAAUGUUCUUGAUAGAAGCAAUAGUUGCCGCGGAAGUAUGGACGAGAGUAAAAUUCUGGGUGCAGCAGUAUGGCCUAGCAGAUGUGCAGAAAUUAAGGUGGAAACUGCAACAAAUCCAAUAGACCGAUCUGUAGCUCAUCUACUAUUCCAGAGGCCUCCAGUAUCAUUCAAAUCUCUGAUUAAGAGUUAAAAACCUUUUCUAUUUUAUAUCUAACAAAGGCGAAAGUCAGUUGGGACAGUUGUAGAAGAAUCAGCUUACGGGACCAAGUAGGUUAGUCGUGCAGCCACAGCUUUGCAAUGCAUGGGGUAUCGUAUCAUCUCGUCUCCAGUGUAUAAAAUGUGAGUUUUGGUCGCUCAACGCGUGCAGCCGCAGCUUGCAAUGCAUGAGGAUAUGUCAUCUCCCGCAGGCGCAUGAAAGAGUUUUUCAGUGCCAUAAUCCGUGGAACACAAUCCCUGCAGACUUUCUCAUACUCAUACUGCCUGUUUUACCUUUGUAUGGUGAUUAUAUUUACUUUAAAACUGUGAUCCUUAAAGACAAAAAAAUAAAGAAAUCAACCGGCUAGUUUGCCAGGAACAAA